AUGGAAUCAAAGACCAGACUAGUUUCUACCCUCCGCCUGCUCAUCCCCCGUCUCCGCCUCCUACAAAAGAAAGACACAGCCUCCUCAGUCGUCCAACGCCGUGAACUCUCCCAACUCCUCAGCGAAGGCCGCGAUGCAUCAGCGCGCAUCCGAGUCGAAAAUGUCAUUGCAACAGAUAUCGCAGUGGAGGUAAUGGAGAUGGUCGAGCUCUACUGCGAGCUGCUGUUGGCGCGCGCAAACGUGUUGGAUCAGAUGGCCUUCAGCGACCAGGGUACCCGCGCAAGACUCCGCGCCAAGGAAUUGCUUAAGAAGCGUACCCAGGAACAAACCGGCGCUACGGCAUCUACCACCGCAGGCGUCAAGGGUGCCGGAGAAAGCACUGGCUCCCGAUUCGGAUUCUCUUGGCUAGCAGGAGCGCAAAAGAAGGAGGCUGAGCGAACGCCCAUUACAUCAGCUGGUAGCGCGGAUGACUCUGGGGAUGGGCUUGCGGAUGAAGACAACCCUUACAUGGAUACUGCGCUUGAUGAGGCUGCUACUGUGGUCUUCUACGCGUGGCACCGCUUUCCGCACGAGGUGCGCGAAUUCACCAUGCUCCGCACUAUGUUGGGCGAGCGAUACGGCAAGGAAUUCAUGACUCUGGCACAAGAUAAUAAGCUCGAUACUGUCAAGGUCCCUGAUCGGCUUCUCAAGGGCCUGCGUCUGCGCCCGCCAGGACAGGAACUUGUUGAGAGUUACCUUCGAGAAAUUGCGAAAGCAUACGGUGUUGAAUGGUAUGGAGCUGAAGAAGAGCUGGGAAGUGCGCCGGAAGAAUUUGUGGACGAUCUUGGUGACGGUGAUGUAGAGGAACCCCAAUUACCGCAAACGCCUGGCAAACAGCAAGGGGACUCAGCGGUGAGGCCUAACGUCUCUGAAGCGAGACGAGCCUCAGAGACCAGUGAAUUGACCAAGGCUACGCCUCCACGUGGACUCGCCGCGGGCCGCAGUCCUGUCAGCGUUGCGCCGCCAGCUCCCAGAACCGAUAAUCCCAAUCCCAGAGUCAAGCUCCCCGGUACAGAAGGGAAAGCCGCUGUCCCAAAGGAUGAUGGCUCUAAGAGCAAGAGUAACAAUAAUGGGAUACCCGAGCUGGAUGAACUGACGCGAAGAUUUGCGGAUUUGAAGAGGAGACCAUGA
This is a messenger RNA of Penicillium griseofulvum, 1170 nucleotides long. Its product is annotated as IST1 family protein. The transcript has a single exon. Bases 1 to 1170 code for a protein of 389 amino acids. Gene Ontology annotation, biological process: protein transport. The record is from RefSeq and is a predicted model, not a curated record. Lineage: Eukaryota; Fungi; Ascomycota; Eurotiomycetes; Eurotiales; Aspergillaceae.